AACAAAUAAAUUUAUUCAGCUGGUACUUAGAUGAUUAUGAGGCCAAAAUUAUUAAAUGGUCAGAGCCGGGUAAAAGUAAAUUCAAGAUGGCAGCUUCCAUGCGAGAACGAUUUCGUGUCGCUGUUGACAGACUUUUGAAUAGUUGGACAGUGCUUAAAUUGGCAGUUAGCCAUGGUUUUGGUGGCAUUGACAGUGAAUCAAAAGCAGAAUGGAUGGUAUUUGCUGUAGAUCAAUGGUUUGCUGAAAAUGCAAACAUUGACCCAUAUGAAGUUGAAGAUUUUCUGGAAGAUGUGAUGAAUACAGAAUUUAAUACUUUAGUUGAUGAUGGAAGCUUACCACAGAUUGCGGAAAUGAUUUGUGGAUUUUACAAAUUAUGUGAGGAUGGGAAAGAGGCUCAGUUACAAGAGAGACUUGACAAAUUGCCGAAACCUGCUAUUCAGAAUUGUCAACAAGUCGCUGGGCAAAAUGGUAUUGCUGAUAGUAGUGACAAUGAUGAAGAGGAGUAUAGCUCUGGGGGCCCAGACAAACUACAUACACCCACACAGUCUGCAGAUCACAAUGAACAUCAAGAUACCACUGAGAUGGAAGUAGAGGAGGGAUGGACUACAGUUAGAAAGAAAGGAAAACGAUGACAUAUUUAAUGUUUUCUUAGAUUUUAAUUAAAUUAUAUAUAUUAAAAAGAGUGUUUGGUUAUAAAUAACUGCAAGGGUACAUAAA
Ruditapes philippinarum (Manila clam) is the source of this 717-nucleotide messenger RNA. Its product is annotated as pre-rRNA-processing protein TSR2 homolog. Gene Ontology annotation, cellular component: nucleus. The transcript is spliced from 6 exons. Gene Ontology annotation, biological process: maturation of SSU-rRNA from tricistronic rRNA transcript (SSU-rRNA, 5.8S rRNA, LSU-rRNA). The record is from RefSeq and is a predicted model, not a curated record. NCBI's taxonomy places the organism in Eukaryota, Metazoa, Mollusca, Bivalvia, Venerida, Veneridae. The coding region runs from base 87 to 632 and encodes 181 amino acids.